AUGGCUGCCAUACAAGGUUUUGUGAAGCUCUCGAAUAACUCCAGCUCUGUACGGUGCCUUCAUAUAUCAGCUAUAUUAUCUCAAAUAAGAAUUCUCAGGAGACCAGUUUGCACUUCAAGUGACUACAAUCCCCUAUUUGAACAAGAUUCUUUGCCGAAAUUCAAGAAGAUCGAAUCGACACACGUUGCUCCUGCUAUACAAUCAUUAACUCAAGAAUAUACCAAAAACUUUAAAACUUUUGAGUCACAAAUUCAAGGAAAGUUAGAAGAAGAUGUAAACUGGCAAUCAGUGAUAGAACCAAUAGAGAGGUUGAACAGUGAACUGGAAUAUGCUUGGAGUAUUGUGACACAUCUGAAUGGUGUUAAGAAUAGUGAAGAUUUAAGAAAUGCAUAUCAAAAGGUUCAGCCUCUAGUAGUUAAAUCAUCUACCUUAGUUUCACAAAGUAAACCAUUUUAUUCAGCUUUAGAGAAAUUAAAUAACAAAUCAUCAGAGUUGGAUGAAGCUCAACAGAGAAUCAUCACGUCAUUUCUAAGAGCAUCAAGAAAUGGUGGGGUAGGACUGCAAGGGAAGGAGAAAGAAAGAUUCAAUGAAAUCAAAAUCAGAUUAGCUGAACUUGGAACUAAAUUUAGCAAUAAUGUACUAGAUGCAGUAAAACAGUUCUCUAUUAUAGUUACUGACUGGGAAGACAUGCAGGGAUUACCUGAAUCUCUCUUACAGCUAACAGCAAUGGCAGCAGCAGUAGAUCAGCAGAAGAGAACCAGUGAUGUGGACCCCAAGAAAGGACCCUGGAAGUUGACUCUUGACAUCCCUUGCUUUCAGCCAUUYAUGCAGUACAGGCAUUUGCAUCUAGCAAUGGCUUUAAAGGAGACCUACAGCUGUGGGAUAUUCCUUACUGGGCYGAGAAACAAAGACAGUAUUUAUUCAGCUUUAUUGAUGAGCAGCUGCGACCAUAUUUCCCUCUAGAAAGGGUUCUUGAUGGACUUUUCAAGUUUACAACAGAGAUACUUGGAGUCACUAUCAAGGCUGCAGAUGGAGAGGCAGAUGUUUGGCAUGAAGAUGUUCGGUUCUUUAAGAUUUUCAAUGAAAAAGGAGACCAUGCAGCRUCCUUUUUUCUUGAUCCUUAUUCACGUCCUGCAGAGAAAAGAGGAGGGGCAUGGAUGGACCAAURCACAGGUAAAAGUGGCCUGAUGAACAGGAUACCCGUGGCAUAUCUUGUUUGUAACCAGUCUCCACCAAACAACAAUACACCAUCACUCAUGACAUUCCAUGAAGUGGAGACUCUUUUUCAUGAGUUUGGUCAUGGUCUACAACACAUGUUAACCACUGUACCGUACACAGAUGCUGCAGGGAUACACAAUGUUGAAUGGGAUGCUGUUGAACUGCCUUCCCAGUUCAUGGAGAACUGGAUGUAUGACAAGACAACAGUGGAUCUUGUGAGUGGUCACUACAAGACAGGACAAACACUGCCUGAUGAUAUUUUCACACAAAUCACCAAAGCUCGUCGAUACAUGGCAGGAUCUGGAAUGCUGCGCCAACUGUACUUUUCUGCAUUGGAUAUGGAACUACACACAAGUACUGAUCCUUGGCGUGAAGUGAUGCAUCGAAUCGCUAAAGACUACACAGUUAUCCCACCAUUAGACGAAGACCACUUUCCGUGCUCGUUCUUGCACAUUUUUGGCGGGGGCUACUCUGCUGGAUACUACUCGUAUAAAUGGGCAGAGGUGAUGUCUGCAGACGCAUUUAGUGCUUUUCAAGAGGUCGGRUUGGAAAACAGAAGCGAGCUAGCUCGUAUUGGACGAAAAUUUCGAGACACAAUCCUGGCCAAAGGUGGAUCACGUCACCCACGUGAUGUAUUCCACGACUUCCGCGGACGGCGACCCAAACCAGACGCCUUGUUAUCCAUAUAUGGGCUGGAUUAAAGUUAGCUCGUUCUGUGAUAUGCGCCGGCCUUCUAUUCAUUCCCUUCAUCACGCUCCAGGCUACCCAGGGUCAAGACGUGGACCAUGGAAUUUCAAAGCGUUUGUAUUGACUUGUGCAUUAAUUCUUUSAUYUACUGUUGGUAUUUGUGAAUACCAUAGAAUCCCGGUUAGAGCACAGUCACUCAGUAGAACCAUGAAAUAAAAUCAAAAAUUGAUACUGACAAA
Molecule: messenger RNA, 2144 nt
Organism: Actinia tenebrosa (Australian red waratah sea anemone)
Lineage: Eukaryota; Metazoa; Cnidaria; Anthozoa; Actiniaria; Actiniidae
Biological process (GO): peptide metabolic process; proteolysis
Molecular function (GO): metalloendopeptidase activity
Source: RefSeq, a predicted model, not a curated record